Messenger RNA from Danaus plexippus (monarch butterfly), 1137 nucleotides. RefSeq lists its product as uncharacterized. The record is from RefSeq and is a predicted model, not a curated record. NCBI's taxonomy places the organism in Eukaryota, Metazoa, Arthropoda, Insecta, Lepidoptera, Nymphalidae. The coding region runs from base 147 to 590 and encodes 147 amino acids. The transcript has 3 exons.
AAUUUUCAAGUUUCAACUAUCAUUUAAUUUACUGGUUUGUUAUUAUUCUGAAAGGGGCCACACCCGUGCAAUUUAAAAUCAUAAAUUAAAUAGCAUUUUACUGAAUUACCAGGAUAUAUAAUUAAGUACUUGUUAAAUGUUUCAAUAUGUCUAGAGUAAGCGUGCUAAGCAUAUUAACAAUUUUCCUGUGUUCCUUAGUGUUAGAAGUCACCUGUCUCGAAUGUUAUGUUUGCGAUAAUCAGGAAGAUAAUUCAGAGAAAUGUGUUAAAAGUAUAAAAACCUGUGAUUUCAAUCAAGAUGUAUGUUUGACCGAAAUUAAAUGGGGAAGUACGCCGUAUUGGUCACAAGGUACUAAAAAGCAAUACUAUAUAUCAAAAAGAUGUUCCAAUAAGACAGAAUGUGCCACAAACAGACAGCGCUACAUGCCUCUGUGUACAUAUAUAUGGUACCAAGACUGGGUAUGUGGCGACUGCUGCCAAGGUGACCGGUGUAACUACUACAUCAUAAGUGGAAGUGACCAUGCUAUUCCAUUUACCAGUAUUAUAUUUGGGGGAUUGAUCUUAUUGCAAUUUUUGUCAUUUAGAAACUGACUCUAUACUUUCAAAUCAUUUUUAUGUCUUGUUUUGUAUUUUUGCAUUAAUUAAUUUUUAUUUUAUAUAUUUUUAACAGAUGUUAACAUUCCAUCCAUUGUUGGAUCUGCUUUUUUACAUAUUUGUAUAAUAUUGAGUGUCUUAGGUUAAUAGUAGUUUGUGUUUAAUAUAUCCAACAUCAUAAAAUCUUAUAAGUUUGAAAGUGUAUGUGUUUAAGAUUCAUGUUUUAUAAUUUUAUCGGUCCUAUAUAACCUGAUUAUGUUUUGCAGUGAAACAAAUACAGUUCUAUAAUAGAAUUCACAUACAUGUAUCUAAAAAACACCAUAAGUAAUUUGUCAAUUGGGUAUUAUAUUUUUGAUAUCAAAAGGUACUUAUUCUUUUAUGUACUUGAAUUUAACUGAUAAAAUAAAAAUAAGGUAGAAUAAAAAAUCCUUUAAUAACUAAAGUGUUCAUAAUCCGUCCAUGUUAUGUAGAAUAUUUAUUUAAGUGACUUUUAGUGUUAAGUUUUCAAUGUAUUUUGACAUUGUAAUAAAAUGAAUUUAUAAUA